CAUAUGCAUUAGCACGCUCAUAACGGCUCGCUCUGUGAUGAAGCACACAUCCCCCGUUCUCUUCUUAGACGACGAAAAACGAAUUUCCAGAGGCUCAUACCCUUCGGAAUUUAUCUCGCGAUCGUAGGCUAGGGUUGCCAUUUGCCCCCUGGGAAUGGAAACCCAGUUGAUACUCGAGGAGCUGCUUCAAGUAGAGGUUGAGAUUCAAGACGUCCAAGACCAUAUAAACAGGUUACUUGAGCGGCAAGAGAAGCUGUAUGAAAGACAGACUGAAUUGAAAACCUUGUUGGAAGCAUGUGAAGGAUCAGGAGACCCUGUUGCAGAUGGUGCUUCAGCUACUGUUGAAAACUGGUCUGGACCAUUUGAGUGGGAUUCUAAAGCUGAUGAUGUCAGGUUCAAUGUUUUUGGCAUACCCACGUAUCGUGAAAAUCAGAGGGAGGGUGAAGAAAAUCUCAAAAUACUGUAUGUCACACCAGAAAAGAUAUCAAAGAGCAAGAGAUUUAUGUCAAAACUUGAGAAGUGCCAUCAUGCUGGUCGUCUCUCUCUAAUCUCAAUUGAUGAGGCACAUUGUUGUAGUCAGUGGGGUCAUGACUUUCGACCUGACUACAAGAAUCUUGGUAUCCUCAAGACUCAGUUUCCUGAUGUUCCUGUGGUUGCUUUGACUGCAACUGCAACACAGAAGGUCCAAACUGAUCUGAUGGAGAUGCUGCACAUCUCAAGAUGUGUUAAAUUUGUCAGCACAGUCAACAGGCCCAAUCUCUUUUAUAUGGUGCGAGAGAAGUCAUCAGUUGGCAAGGUGGUUAUUGAUGAAAUUGCUGAAUUCAUUCAAGAAUCUUAUACAAAUAAUGAAUCUGGGAUAGUUUAUUGCUUUUCUAGAAAGGAAUGUGAACAGGUGGCAAAGGAGUUACGAGAGAGAGGAAUUUCAGCUGACUAUUAUCAUGCAGAUAUGGAUGUAAAUGCUCGUGAAAGAGUACAUAUGCGGUGGAGCAACAACAAGUUGCAAGUUAUUGUUGGUACGGUAGCAUUUGGUAUGGGAAUCAACAAACCAGAUGUCAGGUUUGUCAUCCAUCACAGCUUGAGUAAAUCAAUGGAGACAUACUACCAGGAAAGUGGUCGAGCUGGACGAGAUGGUCUCCCUUCUGAAUGCCUGCUCUACUUCAGACCAGCUGAUGUUUCUAGGCAGAGUUCCAUGGUCUUCUACGAGAACUCCGGUUUGCAGAAUCUCUAUGACAUAGUACGAUAUUGUCAGUCUAAAAGACAGUGCCGCCGGACUGCUUUUUUUAGGCAUUUUUCUGAGCCAUUACAGGAUUGCAAUGGGAUGUGCGACAAUUGUGCAUUCUCAAGUGAAGUUAAGGAAGUGGACGUCACUCGCCAUGCGCAACUUAUGGUUUCUUUGCUACAAGAUAUGCAAGAGAAUGAUCAGAGAUUGACAAUGUUGCAAUUAGUAGACAAAAUGAAAGUAAAGCACAAGGAACUAGGUUCUGAAUUGAAGAGAGAGGAAAGUGAACAACUUGUCAUACAGCUUAUACUGCAUCGUAUAUUGAAAGAAGAAUUUCAGCAUACAGCUUAUGCCACAAAUGCUUACGUAACAGUUGGGCCAUUUGCCAACCAAGUAUUACAGGGAAGGAAAAGUGUGCAUCUUGAAAUUUCUAGCAGAGAGAAGAAUAUGGCUGGUCUGAAAUCAGCCAAACGCAGCCUGUCAUCCUCUAUUUUGGAGUUUAAGCUUGAUGAGCUGCGAAAAGAAUUGUCUUCAGUCCAGGGGGGAAUAUUUCCCCAUUCUAUCUUGUCUAGUCAACAAAUCGGCAUGAUAAGUUCCCAAAAGCCAAAUUCAACAAAACAGUUGGAGAAAAUCAUCGGAAAAUUGAAGACGGAAAAGUAUGGAAGUAGAAUUCUUGAACAAGUUGAGAAGUACUCCAAUUCUGUGCAGACUAAUGAGGUAAAGCAAGAGCAGGGAAGUCAAAAUAGAGCUAACAAACGGCUGAAAACCAAAAAGGCUCUUGUUCUUAUUGAAAGCAGCGAUGAUGAAGCGUGAGUGGAUCUGUAAUUCUAAGGGGAUUUUUGUCAUUUUGCCUCGUUCCUUCCCCCAGCAUUUCUGGAGAGAGACGACUGUUUACACAACUGUAUGUUUACAACUUUUAUUCUUGAAACUUCCUUGAAUAUUUAGUUAAAAAAAACAUUAUUAUUUAUUAAUUUUUACAUCAAAAUGAAGGGCAAUUAGAGCAUUAGCCAAAA
Molecule: messenger RNA, 2232 nt
Organism: Carya illinoinensis
Lineage: Eukaryota; Viridiplantae; Streptophyta; Magnoliopsida; Fagales; Juglandaceae
Product: ATP-dependent DNA helicase Q-like 2
Exons: 19
Coding region: 155-2032 (625 amino acids)
Biological process (GO): double-strand break repair via homologous recombination; DNA replication
Cellular component (GO): mediator complex; cytoplasm; chromosome
Molecular function (GO): 3'-5' DNA helicase activity; nucleic acid binding; ATP binding
Source: RefSeq, a predicted model, not a curated record